Messenger RNA from Anopheles darlingi, 2943 nucleotides. RefSeq lists its product as uncharacterized. The transcript is spliced from 3 exons. Lineage: Eukaryota; Metazoa; Arthropoda; Insecta; Diptera; Culicidae. The record is from RefSeq and is a predicted model, not a curated record. Bases 1196 to 2467 code for a protein of 423 amino acids. Gene Ontology annotation, molecular function: 5'-3' exonuclease activity; 3'-5' exonuclease activity.
CAGCCCACUUCCCUCUGUUCCGAAAACCCCUUUUGUGUGCACCCAAUUUCUUCUUCCGCCGGGAUAUCUUGGGCCUCAUCAUCGCCCAUUUUGCCAGCGCCGCCACCGCCGCCUUCUUUGCGAGUCGAUCUCCGUUGUUUGUGAACGAUGAUGGUGGAGAAUCCUACUCGUGACCCGUGAUUAUUCUACAAGAACUAGCUCGGGGCCUAGAGAAUGCCGCAGAGAUGUGUGGUUCUUUCGCGACGGAGGUUACGCUGUUCCGACUUGACAGUAACCCUGCAUCCUACAUCACACGGCACGGUGGGUGUGCGGCGGAGGCAUGAUGAGAAAAAUUACAUAAUUUUUUUGGAUUUCUUGUGUUGGCAAGGACAUGGUUGCUUCCUUUGGGAGUCUACGAUGUGAGGUACACCAAUUGUCCGUUCCGAUUUUCUUGCCUGCCCACACGAAUGCGUUCCUUUUGGGCAUUUGGUGGUUAUGUAAGUCCUCUCUUCAAAAUAUAAAAACUGCAUCCACUGCAAAAAGGGGUAGAUUCAUGGUCACACAGGUACCCACACAGACACAAUCUUCGGUGCAAGCGCUAGUUGCGAAGGAUACGGGAUUGCGGGACCCAUUUUAUAGGUAGGAUGAUAAUGAUUGCAAAGCAGAAUCCCGACCUCAACGACCAAAUCGCAGCAAGCAACGACCAGCGGCUGAAGCCAGCGAUGACAUCCCCCGAACAGCAUCUUGAGCGUGGUCGUGCCUAUGAACGGUGGUGUGUGCGGGUCGCUCUUUUGACGAAAACCAUUGGUGUUGGCUCAUAACCGCUGGCCAGGAUGCGCCCAAAGAGAAGCGAUACUAUAUCAUAAACUUAUGCCAUGGCUUCCAGUUGGGCCACUGAAUCUAGAUACUGACCGCGAGAGACAAAACGAAGCCACAGAGAACGGGAGAAGGAGGAAGAAGGAUAGUCUAGUGAAAUAGGAAGGAAAAAGCGAGGAGAGCGCGGGAGCGCAAUCCAAAAGAACCGCCGCGUACGAGAACUGGUAAAGGAGGACAGGGUGUCGAGAAUUCACCGAGAGCUCCACCUGCGAAAGCGGUUGCCAACAACGCUGGUGCUACCGCGGCCGCGCUACACCAUCUGCAGAGCAUCACCCAUCCAUCCCUCGUUGGCGGAUCAUCUUGUGCACGCUCCCGAAAAGAACACGCGGCGCGGGCGCACAUGAUGGCGGAUGCAGCUGAAGAUUAUCCCGAUCAUGCUCCUGAUGUGGUCAACAUUUCUAAGCGGUCAUCGACGAUGCGUGAUGAUCGCGGCCAUUCGUCGUCGUCCGGCAAGCGUAGUGAACGUUCUGGGCGCUACCACGACGACUACGAUUACCAGCGGCAGCAUCAUCGUGAUCAUCGGUCGGAACGCGAUAGGUAUCGCGACCGGGAUUCUGGCAGUCAUCAUCGCGAUCGCGAUCGCAAGCGUGAUGAAGAUCGUUACCAUCGGUCGGAUCAUCGGCGCGAUCGCCGUACCAGCCGAAGUCCGGUCGAAGAUCGUCACGGAAAGUCACGUUCCUCGAGGCGCUCGAACAGUCGCGAUCGUGAUCGUUCACGGGAGCGACCAUUGCGCAGCGAGCGCACGGCACAGGAUAGACUAUCGGAGGAGAUAGAACAAGAGCUGGCGAACCUUCGGCGGAAGCACGAGCUUGCCGAAGCACUCAAAAAGCAGCAAGAUCCGGGCGAAUCCUCGGACGAGGGAUUCCGGGCUAAGGCACCCCAGAUGAUGAAUCCGUGCGGCAGUAGCCAGGGUCCGUCUAGCAAACCUGAUUUUUUGGCCGGCAACACUUCCAAGGGUGAAACGCCCGAAUACGUGCCCGAGAUACAAACCGAGGAGGAACGCAUCGAGUUUCAGCGCAAAAUGCAGGAAAAGCUACAGCAGCAUCUGGCAGCCGAGGGCAAACUGUAUCCACCGCGCCAACCGAAAUCUCGCGAACCGGUAGCAGCGGCUCCCAUUGUCGUGUCCGGGUUCGCCAACGAUGGCUCAUUUUUGGAAAUGUUCAAGAAGUUGCAAGAGCAACCACUACUGGCGGCAGCCGCCGGUACAUUCCCGGUCGGGGCUAGCACGGUUACCCCGUUAACGGACAAACAAACUCUCCCAAUGAUGGUACCACCGGGAGUACCGCAUGUAGUACCGUCGCCAUCGUCAGUUGCAGUGUCGACUGCGGCCGCAUACAAAAUGGUACCCGGAGUAGUGGCGCCGGUAGUGGCGACAGCAGUACCGGUAACGAAACCGAUUGCCAAGGAGCCACCACCACCACCGUUGCCAGUGUUUGGGCGGCGGCGAGGUGGCAAGAUUCUUAAGACUGGCCUAGUGAAGAAGGUUCGUCCGGUGGAGGAGGUUUCGGCCGACGCACCAAACGAUGCGUGGUCGCUCUACCUGCAGGAGGUGAAGAAGUACAAGAGUGCUUCGUGUGAUGCGGACUCGAAGACACGUCCGCUCGUGAAGUAAGAGGCCAAUUGUGUCGCUCCGGGUCGAUCAUUUGAACCGGUUCGUCUAUUGAAGACCGGUCGUAUAUCCUAUUUUACUGUAUUUUGUGCUUAUCCCACGAUUAUCACCUAUUGGGAGUUCGUGACAUUUGGAAGUGGAGAGAGUACUAGGGGUUAAGAAAUUGGGAGUUUUACCGAUGCAUCUUUGCAGCUAACACGUAUCCCCAGUCAUUCCUACUUAAAGGACUUAGGAUAAGGAGAUUUAUUUAUAUAUUUUGAAACUAUACUAAUUUCAAACUCUCACGCGUAUCCUAUACACGCAGUACUGUUCUUGUGUGAAUGGAAAGAGUGUGAGGUUAGUGGGAAGAAAUAGGUCACACACACACAAAAGGGAGAUGAUCGUUAGAUCAAUGUUGUCUCUCAUCCUUGGAACGGAAAGCAAUUCCGCCACCAUUAUCGUAUGAUCCUUGACCUUCAACUUGGUAUUUAAUCUGUCCC